GACAAGCACCACAAAGUGAGUCACUUGGACUUUUACAACAUGUCCUUGGUCAGGCCUAUAUAAGCUUGCCUUCUUGGGCUCCGAGAUGUGGGACAUCAAAGAAUUGCUUCUUUCAGUGCAGGCAUCUCUCUGACAACCUCCGCUAUGAGGCACAUGAUGCUCUUGUGUGCCAUGAUGCUGCUGCCUUGCAGCUCAACCCUUCCAGUACUUGGCACAUCCGUGCUGCUGAAAUUCAAGGAUUUGAAAUUCAUAGAGAAUUACCUGAACAGGUUUUUUCCAUCUGCAAAUAAAGCCAUCAAGCAAACCCUGGAAGAACGAAUCAAAGAAAUGCAAAAAUUCUUUCAUUUGACUGUAUCAGGAAAAAUGGACACCGACACUAUGCGGGUAAUGGAUCAGCCUAGAUGUGGAGUGCCUGACGUCUUGGAAUAUCGUACGUUUGGAACACCAGCAUGGAAUAAGAACUUACUGACUUACAGGAUCAAUAACUACACCCCUGAUAUGCCUCAAGCCAAAGUAGAUGCGGCCAUAGCAAAGGCGUUUAAGGUGUGGAGUGAUGUGACCCCACUCCAGUUCAGGAAAACAACGGGACCUGCUGAUAUUGAAAUUCGUUUUGCAUAUGGUGAGCACGGUGACAACAUUCCUUUCGAUGGGAGGAGUGGAGUUCUAGCUCAUGCUUUUGCUCCUGGACCACGCCUAGGCGGAGAUGCCCACUUCGAUGAGGCUGAGAUCUGGUCAGAAACCAACAGAGAAAUCAACCUGUUCCUUGUUGCUGCGCAUGAAUUUGGUCAUUCCUUGGGACUGGCUCAUUCUAAUGUUCGUGGCGCUCUGAUGUACCCUACCUAUUCCUAUGUGAACCCAGAAAACUUCCGCCUUCCAAACGAUGAUAGGCAAGGAAUACAAAGUUUAUACGGGACGAAGAAAUGAAUCACCAGAAGAAAUGAAAUAUUCCUAUUUUGUUAUAUUCGUUUUUUUAAAAAAUUGUCUUUUUAAUGAAGCAAAAUGGCAAAAAUUCAUUACAUUCAAAAUGGAGAACUAAACUCUUUUUUAAAAAAUCAAUUAAAUUUUAUAAAUUGGUAAAGUAUGUGUACUGCUUAUAAUGGGCAAAAUAUCUAUGCAAAUUUGAACCUCUUUAUGCCCUAAUUUGAAAGAUAAUUUGUUGGGGAAAUGGUUCCUGUUUUGGAAUAUGUUCACUGUAAAUGGGAAUGUGCAUGAGUCCUGCUAGACAAUCCAAUAUUUAUUUUGUGAUACUGACACUGACAACCUUGCUUUUUUUGCUUUUUAAUAAACCAAGAAUGCUGAGGACAAUGAUACAAAUGUGUAGCAAAUGCUGUGUAAUCCUUUCAAUGAAUUUGAUCCCUGGUUACUCUGAAAAGGAAAUAUGUAAGUGAAAUGUUGGGGAUGACAUGAGUGGUUAAGAAAAUGUUGGUUAAU
Messenger RNA from Rhineura floridana, 1431 nucleotides. RefSeq names its product macrophage metalloelastase-like. Gene Ontology annotation, biological process: collagen catabolic process; proteolysis; extracellular matrix organization. Gene Ontology annotation, molecular function: metalloendopeptidase activity; zinc ion binding. Gene Ontology annotation, cellular component: extracellular matrix. NCBI's taxonomy places the organism in Eukaryota, Metazoa, Chordata, Lepidosauria, Squamata, Rhineuridae. Bases 145 to 924 code for a protein of 259 amino acids. The transcript is spliced from 6 exons. The record is from RefSeq and is a predicted model, not a curated record.